Messenger RNA from Racocetra fulgida, 172 nucleotides. The record is from the annotation of a GenBank genome assembly. Lineage: Eukaryota; Fungi; Glomeromycota; Glomeromycetes; Diversisporales; Gigasporaceae.
GCUUGGCAAAGAUUCUAUUGAUACAACUAGAUUAGCAAAAAAUAAGAAAAAAUUGGAAGGGUUGCCGAUGAACCACUUAUCAAUAUUUACAAUCAAUGUUGCUGAAGAUUUUGUGGAGUUUCACUCUAUAUAUAAGGAAUCUGGUUUAUAUAAAGUUUUAUUGCUUGAUCAA